CUCAACCAAUGUAGUGAACACAGUCAAAGACCAAAAACGCUCAAAAUUCAAAACUGUAAGUAAAGACCAAGUCAUUUUCCUUCUCUCUCAUCUUUCAGUUCUUAAAGAGAGAUUGGGGCCUCUUUGAAAAAACUAGAUUGUUCCACAAGCAAAACCUUUCUCUGCAUUCUCAAACUUUCUUUGCUGGUUUUAUUCAUCUGGGUUUUGUAGCCAAUCAAUGUCUCCACAAACCCAGUAAGAGAGAGAUUGGGUCUCUUUGAAUAACCAGUUUGUUCCACAAACCAAACCUUACUCUGCAUUCUCAGACUCUCUCUGCUGGUUUUAUUCAUCUGGGUUUUGUAGCCAAUCAUUCAUUGUCUCUACAAACCCAGAAAGAGAAAAAGGUCUUGAGAGAUGAUGGGUUAUUAUCAGCUAGCUGGGUCGCCUUUUUGUCAAGACUCUCUCAAGGUUCUCGAGGCUGAUAUUGAGCAUGCCAAUAUGCUGGCAGCUUCAGUUCCGAUAGGCAAAGGAGGUGCAUGUCUUCAAAUAAAAUUGGUCUACAAUCCUUUGGCACCUAUAGUUUUGUUUUUGCUACAAUGGAUGGAUCGCUCAUGUACAUGCUUACUUCCAAGUUAUACGAACCUAUUCCACAUAGUUGUAUGCCAGGUGUGCCGUGAUGGUGAGACAAUGUUUACUUCACAUGGAAGGAAAGCAUCGAUUACAGAAUUCUAUGCUGUCAUACUACCAUCUCUUCAGCGUCUCCAUGAUAACGCAUCAAAGCUCGAGAUUUACCAAGAUGAAGGUCAAGGCUGGGAGAUGGUUGUCAGGAAGAAACUAAAUGACGAGCGAAAGCAUUCAAACUCUGACAUGGAGAGAGAUGAUGAAUGUGGGAUCUGCUUAGAGCCCUGCACCAAAAUGGUUCUGCCCAAAUGUUGUCAUGCAAUGUGCAUCAAUUGCUAUCGUGACUGGAGCAUGAAGUCAGAGUCGUGCCCAUUUUGCCGGGGUAGUUUGAAGAGAGUGAAAUCAGGGGACUUGUGGGUUCUCACAUGCAAUGAGGAUGUGGUUGAUCAAGAGACAGUGUCAAGGGAGGACAUGUUGCGGUUCUAUCUCUACAUAAACAGCCUGCCUAAAGAUAUUCCCGAUGCUGUUUCCUUACUCUAUUAUGAGGAUUUAAUCUGAUCUGAUUUAAAUGUGAAGAAUGUUGUACAGAAAGAGGAAAAUUGCCGACCAUCCUAUGUGAAGAGAGUCUGGUGAGGUUCUUGAAUUUUAGUCUCUUAUGGAUUGAACAGCCUGCUUGCAAUUAAUCUUUGUGCAGAAUAAUGUAACUUCUCGGUGUAAAGAACCAAUGGC
This is a messenger RNA of Ilex paraguariensis (yerba mate), 1329 nucleotides long. NCBI's taxonomy places the organism in Eukaryota, Viridiplantae, Streptophyta, Magnoliopsida, Aquifoliales, Aquifoliaceae. The record is from the annotation of a GenBank genome assembly.